GAUCACCGGCACCUGCCGCACGCAAGAAACAGAGAGACCCAAACGGCCAUGGUUGUCGGAGACGGGUCCCGCCGCCGUUCCUCCCGCCUCGAGGCCGGGCAGAAACGGAAGCGUCCGGGCGGACUCGGCGCCGCCGCAGACGGCGCCACCUUCCACCGCCCGAGAGCCACCGGCUCGGCGGCUCAGCAGGACUGCGGGAUCCUCCCCAGCGAGUGAUACCUGAUUUCCGCCAGCGUCACGGAGCGGGUCCCCUGGGGCUUUGUCUGUGGCUACCCCGUCAAGACCGGAAGCGGCGAUCUCUACGGGGGCGGCCACUACCUCGAGGCGGCGUCUUCGAACGAGACGCCCCAGGGAAGGGCGGUCCUGGAGGCCGCGCUGCGCUUUGGAACGGGCGGGACGCUCCCCUUUUGCCCCUGCAAGCGCGGGUACAAGCCGGUUUCGGAAGGGCCGCCGCCGAGGCGCAUGGUGGCCUGCUCCUUUCACGAAGCGGCCCGCCGGAAGCGGUUGGCCCGGGACAAGGGAAAGCUGCGCGGGGGGGAAGCCGAUCCCUCGGAGCUGUUCUGGUCACCGAAGCUUUCGUCGGAAGAAAGCCGUGCGGAAUUGCCUCCGCCGCCCGGCAGCAGCAGAGAGAAAGCAAGGGAAAAGUCGUCCGAAAAAGGCGACGGCCAACACGACACCAAAACGGCCACCUAAGGAAGAUAGCACACAGUCUGCCAAACCGAUGCGAAUCGCUUUGCGUCUAUCGGUGUCUCUUGCAGCAUCCGAGCAUGAAACACACGGAAUCUAUGUUUCUCGCGGGCAAGGUUUGGUGUUGCUGCCAUUGUAUUUAUUUACCUUUGAAAGCAUACCUUGGGAGGAAACACAAAAAUGCUGGAGGGUCUUGGUUGCUUGUGUACAGUGUUGUGUGUGCUCUGAUGCAUUCCAAUGCACUCCGGUGCAAUUCAACACG
Pseudo-nitzschia multistriata is the source of this 949-nucleotide messenger RNA. NCBI's taxonomy places the organism in Eukaryota, Bacillariophyta, Bacillariophyceae, Bacillariales, Bacillariaceae. The record is from the annotation of a GenBank genome assembly.